AUGAGCAACAAAGAGCAAUUAACGAACAAGCGCCACUUCCUUCGCUCCCCUUCGUCUUGGAGCAGCCCCUCAUUUAGUAUGCAAGAAACAGCCAAAGAGCCCCAUUCAUCCUCUGAUUUCUCCAACUUCGAGACAGAGUCUGUGCAUCACACAGACAAGGAGAUUCAAGCAGAUCUGGAUCAUACCAGCAAUCUGGAAGGGUCUGACUAUUCUUACCAAGGAGGCAAUGCAGAGUUCAAGGAAAUGCAGGCAGGAAUUGAGUUUGCUGUGCAGAUAAUGCCAAUUAAGGAUCCCAAAAGGCACAGGGAAAAUCCGGACACUGCAAGGGACACCCCCGCCUCUUCCUACAUCCCUGAUGAUAUGACGGAGACCCUGGAAAACAAGAGCCAGGCAGAGCGCCUGGCCAACAGCACUCAGCGGGGGACCAGUGCUUUGCAGACCGGCGCGUACUCCCGGAUCGGCGUGGCCAGCAGUCUGGAAGGGAUGGGUCCCCUGAGCAGCCGGCAGAUCACGGCGGCGGAUCUUGACCUGGAGAAGCUGAGGCUGGAUGGUGCGAUGGCCAGGCUGAAGUACAGACACGAGGAUAAUGAAAAGCGGCGGCGGCACGAGGAGAAAAUGGAGCAGCUGCGUCAGCGGACGGUUGCACGAUCCAUUGGACAAGAGCUCCAUGAAUUACUCCAGCCCCAGAACCAGUAUGCCCUAUUUUUUUUCUGUUUCAUCUUUAUCCAUGUUAUCUACACAGUCAGGGAGCUGGCUUUCUAUUUUAUUAUGAAACACCACGUACUCUGCUUUGCCGUUUUGUUGUAUUUCGUUUUCAAGAAGAUUUUCCUGUGCUACCGAAAUAGGAAAAACUCACCACAAAACAACUGCCGACUCUAG
This is a messenger RNA of Varanus komodoensis (Komodo dragon), 879 nucleotides long. It is a transcript of the gene TMEM247, whose product is annotated as transmembrane protein 247. The record is from RefSeq and is a predicted model, not a curated record. The transcript is spliced from 4 exons. Bases 1 to 879 code for a protein of 292 amino acids. NCBI's taxonomy places the organism in Eukaryota, Metazoa, Chordata, Lepidosauria, Squamata, Varanidae. Gene Ontology annotation, cellular component: endoplasmic reticulum.